Messenger RNA from Lodderomyces jiufengensis, 948 nucleotides. RefSeq lists its product as uncharacterized. The record is from RefSeq and is a predicted model, not a curated record. NCBI's taxonomy places the organism in Eukaryota, Fungi, Ascomycota, Pichiomycetes, Serinales, Debaryomycetaceae. The transcript has a single exon. Bases 1 to 948 code for a protein of 315 amino acids. Gene Ontology annotation, molecular function: protein disulfide isomerase activity. Gene Ontology annotation, biological process: protein folding. Gene Ontology annotation, cellular component: endoplasmic reticulum.
AUGAGACUAAAUGCCUUACUUUUCACAUUUACUAUAUUCAUACUAAAAUUUGUCUGCUCCACUAUACCCCAAAGAGAAUAUAUCAAGGAAUUUGAUGAUUCAAUAAUACAACAAACAUUGGAGAAACUGGUUUUUUCGCUAAUAUAUUUUUAUUCAGAUUCUUGUAAAUUUUGUCAGCAAUUUGAUCCAAUUUUUGAAAAUUUAAGUGUUUUAUACAACCAUAAUAGCAAGUCAAGUUCCAGAUUUCAAAUUUUGAAAACCAAUGCUAGAAGCAAUAAAAAAUUAAGUCAGUUAUUCAAAAUCCAACACUACCCAUCUAUAAAAUUAUUGGAUUAUUCAACCAAAAAAAUCGAAUCAUUUGAAUACAAUCGAGAAUUACAAACCUUGAUUACCUAUAUCGAACAUCAUGUAUCAAUACAGCCAAAUUUUGAUAAUUUCGAAUCAAAAUUACAAAAAUUUAAUGACUUGAGUACAACACUUAUUAAAGCCAAUGAUCAAUUAAUAAUAUUUACAACUUCUUUCCUAAGUGACUGGAAAGACAUACAAUAUCCAGCACAUUUCAUACAAAAUUUAGCAUUGAUUUAUCCACACCUUGACAUAACAGUAAUAUAUUCUGACGAAUUAGAAGAUUCUUCAAUUUUACAAUAUUUUGAUGUUAGCAAUUUUCCAAGUGCUGUUUAUUCGAGAAAUGGACUGUUUCAAACUUUAAAUACAAAUUCACAAAACUACAUGAAAAAUAAUGAAUUAAAUGAAGCUCAAUUGAAAAAAUUUAUUGAUACUAUAAAUGAUUCUGAAAACGUUUGGUUUGAUGAAAAAUUUAUGAAAAAUGCCAAAGAAAAAGAUAAUAAAGUACAACAAGUAUCGGGAUUAAGUAAACUACAAGGUCUAAAUAAUGAAGUUAUAGAUAAUGAAGAAGAUGAUGAUAUAUUAGAACAUAUAGAAUUAUAG